This is a messenger RNA of Zonotrichia leucophrys gambelii, 2085 nucleotides long. RefSeq names its product chromosome 3 C6orf120 homolog (gene C3H6orf120). The transcript has 2 exons. Bases 341 to 898 code for a protein of 185 amino acids. The record is from RefSeq and is a predicted model, not a curated record. NCBI's taxonomy places the organism in Eukaryota, Metazoa, Chordata, Aves, Passeriformes, Passerellidae.
UUCGGGGGCGGUGCGGCGCCUUCCCCCGCCCCCAGCGACUCCCGCCGCGGGCCGGGCUCUGCCGGCCGCACCGAGCGGCUCCCGGGCCGCGCAGAGGGAGCGCCGUUCCGCCCCGAGUGCCGGCUCCUCGGCGCCAGCUCCUCCCGGCCGCCGCGCUGCUCCGGGGCCCGCCCCGGAGAGGGGCUUUCCCGCGGCGCCCCGGCCGCGCUGCGCUACCUCACGUCCGCGAGUCCCCGCUGCUCUUCCUCGCCGUUGCUGCGGCCUUGCCGGAGCCGGAGCCCCGCGGCAGGUCGGAGGGUAGGACACGGACACAGGAAGAAUCCAAAAACAACUGAAGACCAUGGCAACACACUGGAGAAGAAUCCUGACAGUAUUUGUGACAGCUCAAGUACUAUUAGUGGUAAAUGCCUUUGAAGAAGAGGACGUACCAGAGGAAUGGAUUCUUCUUCACGUUGUCCAAGGUCAGAUUGGAGCAGGAAACUACAGCUAUUUGAGACUAAAUCACGAGGGAAAGAUCGUUCUUCAGAUGCGGAGUUUAAAAGGUGACGCAGACUUGUACGUGUCUGACGUGACACUGCACCCCAGCUUUGACGAGUACGAGUUACAGUCUGUGACUUGUGGCCAGGACAUUGUGCACGUGCCCGCACACUUCCGCCGCCCUGUGGGAAUAGGGAUUUACGGGCACCCCUCUCACCUGGAGAGCGAGUUUGAAAUGAAGGUGUACUACGAUCGAACAGUGGUACAGUACCCGUUUGGUGAGGCUUCUUACAACCCUGAGGAGAUGGAGGCAAACCAGAAAUACUCACAGUCUACAGAAGAUGAAUCUCAGGAUGAGGAGUCUGUUUUCUGGACUAUACUUAUUGGAAUCUUGAAAUUAAUACUUGAAAUCCUUUUUUAAAUUGAUGCACACUGGACUUCAGUCACACUUCAUCCUGUGAAAUUGGUAUGAAUGACUUGCUAUUAUACUUAAUACUCGCUAUGUUUCCUGAAGAGAUAUUUAGGUUACAUUUCCAAAACCAGAAAGGAAGUGGGGAGAAAAAGCCAUAUUUAAUUUUAUAUUGUAAAUCCUCCCCAGUAUGUAAAAUGAGCAGCCAGGACAGUAUUUGCAGUGCUCUUGAGAGACCAGGGCUUAAAAAUGAAUGUAUAGUUGGGAUCUUAUUAAAUUCACUUAAAAUAGGUGCUUAGGAAAAUCAAUUCCAAUUCAGUAUUUUCUAUUGUUUUUUAUAAAGAAAAAUGAAUAAACUACUGCGCUUCAGUCCCCCUCUCAAUUUAGAGCAUAUUUAAAAAUAAAACCUGCUUCUUUUCUGAGCAAGCAUCUCCAGUAAAACUGAUCAGCAACGUGUUUGAGUGUAUCCAUGAAGUUGAGGAGCUUAGGGUGAAGGAAGGAGAAAACAAUCAAUCACCUAAGGGAAUAGAUGUCUGUAUUCUGACUGCGUGUGCUCUACAUCACAUCAGCCAUCUGUCAAACAGAGGUCAGUCCAGUCACUCAUCACCACUACAAAUCCAUGACCUGAAUCAAGUGCAUGUUGCUUCUUUGCUGUUACUGCAGGGAGAGGGAGCCUUCAGCUGUUGUUACUUGUCAGUAUGUCAUUUUCAUCUCAUUAAAAACAACACAGCAUACAGGUAUCUCAAACUGGAGAGGUGCUUUCUUACACUUCCCUUGAUAGCUUUUUGUGAUUGAUUUUUUUUUUUCCAAGCACGUAUUUAUGAAUAAGUCAUUAGCUUGCACAGAAAAUUUCUGCUGAAAGGGAUUUGCAGUAUAUUUUAAGAAGGUCAUCUCAUGCCUACUCUUCCUUAGAAGUUACUUUUACCAGGAAUACUUUUUGCUUUGGUUGAGUAUUUCAGAAUAACCAGUUGCUAUGCAAAUAAAGUACAUUACAUUGCUCUGUAAUUUUCUUUUCACAGGGCUUACUGAUAAGUGCACUGAAAUAAAUAAGUAUGUUGCUAUAAUUUUAUACAAAUGCAUGUAUAAUUUAAAUUUCAUUACUGAAAAUAUUCUCUUUUUUGAGUGGUAAUUUGGCUUGCCUCUCUCAACACCUGACAGGACAGUAGUGACUUGUAUCACAAAAAUCACUAUAUAGACAA